AAAGGAAGGGGGAGUGUAGAAGAGGGACAGAGGAAAGAGAUGAAUAGAAGGCACCAGAACCACCUACCAUGACCAAGUGCGCUGUAAAUGUAGGACAGAAAUUGGAGUGGAAUACAAACGGAUCAUCAAGCGACAGAUUUGAGGGAAAACCAUGUUUGGAUGUGCCUUGUCUGAAUCUGGUAUUUUUAAGCAUGCUACUACAUGCGAUCAUUGGAACACAGGGAAAGUGUUUUUCCUCCCCACCAUUUCUUGCAUUUUGAAACGGAGAAGGAGAGUGGCAGUAAAAUACAUCCCUGUGCUAUCUUUCUCUGAUUAUCAAUGGUAGGCAUUGCAUAAUUCACCCUCUUUUUUACCGGAGCCGUUUGGUUCCUCCUCUUAAGGAAAAGGGGGGACGCCGGAAAAAAAAAAAACGUCUCCAUCCAGAAGCUGCUGCCUCCUCGGUGGUGCCUGCAAUUGUUUGGCUAUGUCCUUUUCUCUCGUAAGAAGAACUUGCAGCCAGUAGCGGGAGAUCAAGGAUGCAUUUAAAGCUGGAUGUGUGUUGCAUUCAGGGAGAUUCGGCAAUAACAGCGGCUCUAGCAGAAACGGCGAGUGCGGAGGGCCUGGGAAGCACCCAGCCCCACUAUCUCCUCCUUUUCCUCCCCCCCUGCAGGACCAUGCUUGCGUGAGGGAUGAGGCUGUGCACAGGGACACCAGGCCAGAGCUGCGGCCUACUUCUCACAAGAGCCGGUCUUUCGACUGCAAGAUCUGUGAACAUAUUGCCACCAUCAAAUCAGCAUCUUUGGUACGCUGCUCCCCACUUUUUUCCUCCCCAUGCAUUAAAACGCGCGUCUCUCUCUCUCUCUCUCUCUCUCUCUCUCUCUCUCUCUGUAUGCGCGCGUGUGCCUGUGAGUGUAAGUGUAUGUGCGCGUGCUGGCGGCGGGGGGUGAGGAGAGGAGAGGAGGGGAAGGGGUGUCUGUGUUCUCAGCUGUACAUCUGUAGUCAUGGCAACCAGAUCCUGUUAAUGGAUGUCAUUUUUUCCAUCCUCAGCUUCCCUCUCUGCCUCUGCUUUUUUUUUUUUUUUUUGUAUGUGUGUGCGUUGCAUUUCUAUCUCUUCCAUGGACAUGUCUUCCUCAUGUGUACUACCUGUUUUCAUCCUGCCAGCUUGUGAUGCUGCAUUUCUCGAUCCUUUCUCAUCUAAUUGUACAUGCAGCCCAGUUCACAGAUUGGCCUACACUGUGUCAAAAGAUUUUACUCAUUUACCAGAAAUGGCGCCAAAGAGGUAGAUCAUCGGUAAAGCCUUUGCAACGUCAAGAUUUGAUACAUGAAUGAUCAACUUUGCAUUAUUCUGUAAGGAUGACCCUCAGAAGCGUUUCUACCGUCAACCCGUAAGGAUUGUAAUUCUGUAUCAGUCCUUCUAAAGUAAAGGGAUGUGUGCAUAUUUGCAAACCUGGCUGUGUUUUUCUCUCUUUUCUGUGUCCACCAUAGCAGCAGUUUCUCUCCCUCAGUUCUCUACCUUUCACUUCCUGCUUCCUGUGCUCCUCUGCCCAGGUCAUCAGGUAGAUCCAGGAGCAUGAGCAGGACUUUGAGCUGCGGGAGCAGAUGUCUGGGUAUAAGCGCAUGCGGCGGCAGCACCAGAAGCAGCUGAUCGCUCUGGAGAACAGGCUAAAGGCCGAGAUGGAUGAGCACAGGCUCCGGUUGCAGAAGGAAUUAGAAACACAUGCAAACAACACUUACAUUGAGCUGGAACGACUGGCCAAAAGGCACGCUGCUCAAGUUGACAAAGAGGUACAGUUUGGACGGCAGGAGGAAGGGACCACACUUUUUAAGAGAUCAGCGAAGUGUGCUGAUUUGACUUUUUCAAUGUUUCUUCACAGAUGAAGUCAGCGGCAGCAGAAGAGAGGAGGAUUCAGCAACAGAUUGUUGCUCAGCAAAAAAAAGAGCUGACUUCUUUCUUGGAGAGUCAGAAAAAAGAGUACAGGCACUGCAAAGAUAAAAUCAAAGAGGUCAGUAUUAUAAGGAAAUAAGAGCAUUCAAGGAUAAACACUUGUAACAUGAAACUUUAUUUAAAUCAUGUGUACGCCUUUCUAUCUUUAUUUGUGUAUGUGUUAUAGGAGAUGAGUGAAGACCCUUGUAUACCGAAGGAGGAGAAGCAAGAGCGUCUGUCCAGGCACAAAGAAACAAUGCAGCGCUCUCAGGCGGAGGAUGAAGCUCACCUGCUGGCCCAGCAGAGGCUGGUGUACGACCGCAGCUGCAGGGCCCUCAAACGCCGGAGUCUGAUCAGGAGACAUGAGUUUGAACAGGAGCAACUCAGAGAGGUAAUGUCAUCUGAGGGCAGCAGUGGCUCAGUGCUAGAGUUAGUUGUGUCACAGUCAGACAGUUGGUGGUAUAAUCAAGGCUUCUGCAGUCACAUGUUGACGUGUCCUUAGGCAAGCCGAACCCUGAAGUACUCCUGAGUGUCAUAUCCAGUAUAAAUGUAUGAAUGUGUUUGGUUAGUAAUGAUAGGUACUUUACAUUGCAGCCUGGUCCCAUAAUUGUGUGAAUAUGACAUUAAUGGAUGAAUGUGACCUGAGGUAUCAAAGCCCUAUUGAGACAGACCACUAGCAGAUAGCUGCAUAUGUGGCGUUUAUGAUCAAUUUCCUGAUGUAAACACACUGAAGUCAGAGUUUUGGAUGAUCAAACUGUUGCUUCUAGAAGAUGUUCGAGUACACAAACAUCUUUCACACAACAGUUUGGGAUUUUUACUAAGUUUAGAUCCACACCCUCAAAGAAGCAACCUAAAGGGAUAUUCUGGUGUAAAAUUAACUUAGGGUCAAACACACCGUAACACCAAGUUAGACACCCCCUCGAGAGAUGAAUGUUGCCGACCGCUUGCUUCUCUAGUUUUACCAACUUUAGUAACGACCGCAGGAUAGCAAUACACAGCGGUCUGAGGAGCCAUAAACAAACCUCAACUAAAACGUCACUCUAUAGCCACAAUAACGCUCAGAACAGCACCUAACUUCAUCAACAGUACAUAUAGUGUCCCAGCCACAGCACUAGCCACCAAACAUCUUUUUAACUUUGCCUGAUUUCUUUAGCAAAGAGACUAAACACAACUCACCUACUCUCUUCCAGCAGCUACUUGUUUGUAGUGAGACCUCGGGCCAGUCCAUUAAGGACUGCUGCGGGGUGCUGGGACCCUAGAUGUACUGUUGAUGAAGUUAGGUGCUGUUCUGAGCAUUAUUUGUGGCUAUAGAGUGGCUUUUUGGUUGAGGAUUGUUUGUGGCUCCUCAGACCGCUGUGUAUUGCUAUCCUGCGGUCGUUACUAAAGUUGGUAGAACUAGAGAAGCAAGCGGUCGGCAACAUUCGUCUCUCGAGGGGGUGUCUAACUUGGUGUUGCGGUGUGUUUGACCCUAAAUUAAUUUUACCCCGGAAUAUCCCUUUAAAAACACUGACACGGUGGCUGUUUGUACAGCUCACAUACUGAAUGAAACAGCUCAGUCUGUCCAUGUAAAUAAUUUCUACCCUGGUUAAAAGAAGUUAAGUGUCCUUUACCCUGAGAUCCUGAAAGACUCUAACACGAUUUAUUAGAGAUUUAAUAUUGACCUGCAGGUUCAAAGUAGAAAAACAGAAGUGCUAUUUUAUUGGUAAACAUCAUUAUAUUUGCUGGUUUGAUCCGUGUCACUUUGCAUUUUGGAUGAACAACUUUGUUUAAAACCUUCCAGCAUUACUUACUAUUGUUGAUGUACCUUUAGUGAUCUGUACAGGUGUGAAAGAAAACACCUUUACCGAACAAAUUUGGUUAAAAAAUCACAUGCUGUAAAACAAAAGAGGACCAAACACAGAGCUCUGAGGAAUGCCAAAAUAAGCCAGAUACAGAAGUUAUGGCCUUUUAAUGUCAAACUUGAAGUUCAAUGUGAACUGUAUCCUUGUACCAGGAACUAAACAAGAAGAGAACCCAGAAGGAGAUGGAGCAUGCCCUGAUGAUCCGACAGGACGAGUCCACGCAGGACCUGGAGCGAAGGCAGCUACAGAUGCUGCAGAAAUUGCGUAUUGAGCUCAUGCGGUUGCAGCACCAGACUGAGCUGGAGAACCAGGAGGAGUACAACAGCAGGCGGCAGAGAGAACUACACAGAAAACACUCUCUGGAGCAGCGGCAGCAGCCCAGAAACCUCAAGGUGCUACAUCCUUUUUCUCCCUACCGUGUGGUUUUUCACUGAUAUUCAUGUCAUCUUUCCGACAUAUUUGUGGCUACAGUUUGACCUGAAAGUGCUGCAGUUACUGUGCAUCCUCAAUUUUAUUCUUUUCCCUAAUUUUCCUUUGAAAAAAUAUUGAUAGUAAAGUUGUGUUGUUGUUGAGAAUCAAGAGAAAUAGAGCUGGAGAGUUACAUAAGUAACCGUAAAAUUGUAUUUAUCAUUGUGUAAAACUAUUCAGCAUCACUUUGAAGUCAAAAUGAAGCAGUAGCUGAACUGUUUGAACAUAAAACAACAGUGCAUUGAUUUGUCUUUUUACCCCUUUGUAGACUCUGGAGAUGCAGAUCAAGAAACAGUUCCAGGACACUUGUAAGGUGCAGAACAAACAGUACAAGGCUCUGAGGAACCAUCAGCUGGAGGUCUCUCCCAAAGGCGACCAUAAAACCAUCCUGAAGGGCCUAAAAGAGGAGCAGACGCGCAAGCUGGCCAUCCUGGCUGAACAGUACGAGCAGAGCAUCAACGAAAUGAUGGCCUCACAGGCGGUACAGAGAUCCUUUAAUGCCACAGUUUGUUCUCGAAACCUUUUGCAAAAGUUGUUGACCUCAAGUUUUGAACAUGAAACCCAACCUGCGCUUGUUGCCGACGCGUUCGCAACUCAGCUGUGUGUGCUGUUUUUUUGUAGAUGCGAUUAGAUGCGGAGCAGGAAACGGAGUGCCAGGCUCUGAAGCAGCAGCUGAAGCAGGAGAUGGAGCUCCUGGAUGCCUACCAGAAAAAAACCCAGUCACAGAUGGAGACCCAACACGAGCGGGAGCAGCAGAAACUGGAGCAGAAGAUCUCCAUACGUAGAGCGCACCUUGAACAGAAGGUAGGUUUAAGACUGAAGCUGUUUGAAAUGAUUUUGAAUGAACGUAGCGUGAUGUCAUUAGACCUCAUCAUAGGUGUAAAAAAAAGGUAAAAAUCAACUGGUAACGAAAACAAAAAUGCAUAUAUGUCGUUCCUGGUGUCAUUAAUCUCUGCAUAUCCAGGAGCUUUGUGAAAUUUUCUUUUGCAGACCUUUCAAUUGAAAAAAAAAAAACCACUUCACUCUGACACUUACAUAUCAGAAAGUUGCUGUACCUAGUUUCUAACUACUAGGCAACAAGAUUAAACAUGACUCAGCUGCAUUUUAGGCCCUCUGCUCUUUCAAGGCUGUAACCUCAUAGCCCCUUGCUCAUCUAAAACACACUUACACAAAUUUGGACGAUGAAAAAUGUCUCUAUUACUGGAUUGUGGAGGAAGGAAGACACAGUGAAUGAAUUAAAUGAAUGGAAAGACAGGAGCUCUGUAAGAGGGAGUUAGCACUAGAGGCUAAUGUUAAAUGGUAAAAUUUGGGAACUAGCAUGUCUGAUAAUAAGCUGUAAAGUAGAGAACAUGUUCCUCAGUUAAAUCCAUGUUUGGAUACAGUUAUUUAAAAUUUUAUACAGGUGUUCAUGAUCAUCACUGAAUGAAUUCCUAAGACUUUAGUGCCACCACUUGGUUGAUAUGUGUCAUUGUGGGUGAAACGUCUCAAUAUGUGCUGUAAUAUCUUACUGAGUAUCGAUAACCAAGUGCACUUCUAUAAACCCUGUGUUGCGUGCUAAAAUGAUCGUAUUUUAACUGGCUGAAGUCAGAGGUGGAAAAGGUUAUGUAUGUAUGAAUAGAUAUAGCACAGUACAGUAGAGUGAAGGGGUGCAAAGAGGAGAGGUUUGUAUUUGAGGUGGGGUGCUGCUCUUGAAUCUUUGCCAUCAAACAAAGAAUUGCCCAAUAUUACAGAAAGCUGCUCCUUUGGUUUGAAAUGUUUGACGUUUGAAUGUCAAAGACUGUAAAAUACAAGUUUUGAAAGACCAACAGCUCCAAAACAUUCAAGAUCUCCAGUGUAUUUGCAAAAACAAGUCUUUACUAAUGCAUUAAUGCUUGUUUAGUGUCCAUAGAGACAUAACUACAAUCUGACUUUUCGAUUACAGAUUGAAGAGGAACUGGCAGCCCUUCAGAAGGAGCGCACCGAGAAGAUAAAGCACUUGUUGGAGCGUCAGGAUAGAGAAAUGAACACUUUUGACAGUGAAAGUAGAAGCCUGGGCUUCGGCAGCCUGGGGUCUCUGGACUUCCCCAAAGAAGACAACAGAUGAAAGUGGAUUUAUCUCUAGAGGACGACAUAUCCGCGCCGCUUUUCAUGUCCACUCGACCAUUUGUCACACUCACGGUGACAAAGCUGGAUAACUCUAUUCUCUAUUGCUUUUUCUUCUCUCUUAGAUAUCGCAUCUUUGACUGGAGGCGUUCACGUGCAAUGAGAACUUCUUUUGUGAAACUUGAAGGGGGAAAGUCAAACAAAAGACAACAACAUGUCAAUAAAACUCAAACCUAGUCAGUGUAACUCUAAACUUAUGUGUUUCAAAAUAACAGACUCUUUCCUCCAUGCCAUUUCCUCCUUUUUGGUAUGAAUAAAUCAGGAAAUUUUAGUAAAAUUGGCACUUUGAUAUGUUUAAGUAGAAACCCAUCAUGUUCGUAUGAUGCUAAAUGUGUGUGCUACAUGGAGGGACACUGUGGAAUGUGAGCUGCGGACUCCCCCGUGGUGUUAAGCUGCUUUGUCUUUUUUUUUUAAAAUUCAUUUUCUUUUAGUUUCUUUCAAUUAUUUAAUGCUCUGAAUGUGAAUAUUACUGUAUGGGGUCACUGGAUAAAGUCAGAGUUUAUCUCUUUUCUUUUCGCUCAUACUUCCAUAUUGUGCUUAUGCAUACAGUAUACUGUGGUUCCUCACUUUUCUAGGCAACUGUUCUUACCUUUUUAUUUUCAUUUGAUAUGUAGGAUCAAUUGGCGUUAGCUUGAUCAACCCAUUUCUCUUCUCACAACUCAAGAUCCCACUUGGUAAAAACUGCUUAUAAUUGCAUGCACUUUAAGGACAAAUUCAGGUUGUGAAGUGAAGCAUGAAUCUGUCAGAGAUUUUAGCUGUUUGUAAAUAAAAGCAUUUUUUUUUUUGUUUCGUUUCGUUUUAAGCCUAUGGAUACUGGACAUAAGCGCCAUAUUUGAUAUGAUAAUUUCACAAAUGCCUUUCUUUAAGUUGUGCCUGAAGCAGAGUUAAGUUACGUGUUUGUUCUCUCUAUAUUUUAUUUAUUGAUUUACUUUCUGAGGCCGGCACCAUUUUCUUUUGGUUUCAUCUAAACUUGUGAAUCAUUUAAUGUUCACUAAUCAAAGUUCUUGUAAAGGAAAAAUGGUGAGAAUUGUGCUGUAUAACUUUUGAUAUGAAUAUUUGUACAUGAGAAUAUAGCUAGAACAUACAGAGACAUUGGUCUAUUACUGAUAACAGAGCUUAACGAUAAAGAAUUUGCUUCGUUUUGUUUUAUAAUAUAGAGAUAUGGUCAUACAAUAGCUCAAUAUAUUGCUAAGUCGAAUCACUAGACUCUCAGAUUGUAUAAAUGCUGGUGAAUGGAACCACAGACUUCUUAUAUCAGUAAAAUGAUCUUUUGUGGAUCAACGCUUCUGAAAAGCAAACACAACAACAUGUGGGUCCAGAUUGCAUUUGAGUAAUUAGUGUCUAAUGAUCAGAUUUACAUAUUUUUUGCCAUGUUCAUUAUGGUCAUUGAACAGGUUGCACAAUGUUUCCAUUCCUACUGAAUGGAAAGAUAAUUGUUUGGUGCUUAAUUUCUAAUACCACCUUUAGCCUUGUAGUUUUCUGUCUUGGAGAGACGGUUGAUUUUUACAAAAAUGUAAACAUUCUUAGAUCCCCUGAGUCAAAAUGCUGAUAAGUUUUUCAAACACUCAUGACGUAUUUAGGGUACCCCAUGCAGUGAAACCCUCUAAAAUGAAGUAUAUGUAUGAAAAAAUAAAUACUAUUUUAUCACGGGUCAGUUUUUUGAAACAUUGUUUAAUGUGAUGGUCUUGAAUGCAACCCUGUUAUGUUUGGCAGGAUCUUUACCUGUUUUAUUUGAUUUUAUUUUAAAGCCACAACUUGUAUUAAUGUUUGGUCAUUUUCCUCACAGGGCUGCAAGGUGGAAGACGUCCCCUGAAUUAACAAAGUAUUUUAACAGAGGAAUUACAAUGGCAUUGAAUUUCUGAUGGCAAUAUAUGCUCUUGUUUUACACGUAGAAACCUAAAUUCUGAAUUUGUUAUGUUCGACCAGAUGGUGUUCUGAACUUUGACUGGCUCCUCUACAUUUUUCAGCCUUUUACAUUUUAACAAACUUUCUGAAAAUUUGAUGAAAACGUUUCUCAUAUGCAGUACGGCCUUUUGUCUGGUCACACGUAUAACUGAAGCCUUUGCGGACAAAUGGUUCCAUGAAUAAAAGUGCUAUUGGAGUGCUUAAAUGAGGUUUGCCUGAGAGCUUCAGAACAGUUAUGAACCUUACAAUUUGUGUGAAUUUUAUGUUACUACAGAGAUGUAUUUAGUUAGAAUAAAAGGGGACUUUCCUAAACAACCUUACUCACCAUUUCCUGUGCAGUUGAAAGACAAAAUAAAAGAGAUUCUGUUGAAAACUAAAAGGGUCUCGAUCGACA
This is a messenger RNA of Xyrichtys novacula (pearly razorfish), 8653 nucleotides long. Lineage: Eukaryota; Metazoa; Chordata; Actinopteri; Labriformes; Labridae. The record is from the annotation of a GenBank genome assembly.